This is a messenger RNA of Naegleria lovaniensis, 1530 nucleotides long. RefSeq lists its product as uncharacterized. Lineage: Eukaryota; Heterolobosea; Eutetramitea; Acrasida; Naegleriidae. Gene Ontology annotation, molecular function: hexosyltransferase activity. Gene Ontology annotation, biological process: glycosphingolipid biosynthetic process. The record is from RefSeq and is a predicted model, not a curated record. The coding region runs from base 1 to 1530 and encodes 509 amino acids. The transcript has a single exon.
AUGAGAAUUUAUGGACCUAUGGUGUGGAAUUUUAUCAUUCAACGAUUUUGGAUGAAUUUUAAAAAUUUUGGAAUUGCAUUUCUGAAAAUUGUGAUUGGAAUGGCGACUUUUACAGCGAAAAAACCGAAAACUGUUGUCAAAUAUGCAACAUUUGUAGGUCUUUUGUAUGUGUCACUUGUUGUGACACGAAAUUUAUGUGAACGAGCGAGAGAGGAAAUGUCACGAGUGGACACUGGACUAUCUGUUAUUCCAUCUCUAAAUGCACCACACAUUUUUCUGAUCUGGGAAGGAAAUUCAGUGACCUCGUAUCAAUUUAGAGCAAUUGAAACCAUUUUGCAUACCAACCCAAAUGCAGAGGUGCUCAUCUUUUCCAAUGAAUUGGAUCUUGACACUUUUAAAAUAUAUUCCACACCAAAGAGGCAACAAGAAGAACGUUCAAAAGAACAAGCAGACUCAGAGGACAAUGACCAAUCGACUAGUACGACUCCAACUACUACGACGAUAAAUACACAUCGUCAUUCAUCCAAUAAUGAUCUUCGACAUGGAAGAGGAAAAACCAUGACGAACAGAAAGAAUAGAAAUUUAAAAUCUCUAACUCACCGAAAAUCCACCAAUUCCUUCCUCAAACAAAUGGUCAAAGAAAAGAGACACUAUAACAUUCAAGUGGUGAGAUUUAAUUUACAAGAAAUGACACACGGCUCAAAAUUAGGUCACGUCUUUGCCAAUACGUUGGUACGAAAUUUUGAUCCUCGCAUUCACUCUUUUCAAGCUCUUUCUAACUUUUUAAGAUUAUUCCUAUUGUACCAUUUUGGAGGACUCUACAUUGAAAAUGGACAUUUUCUAAUGAGACCCAUGCAUUCACUUUUUAACAAUACGAUUGGAGUGACUCUUCAACCCUUAACUGGCAAGACAUCAUCAGUAACUUCCUCAUGUGACUAUCAUUCAACAUUUUCGAUUGGAAAAUUACAAAAUUUUUCAUGCAUUUCUAAUCAAUUCAUGUAUUUUGAAAAAGGUCAUCCAUUUCUAAAGCAUGCAUUGCAAAAUUUGGAUCGAUCUCAUGCAUCCGUUGAGAGUGGACAAAUUGUAGCAGGUCCUUCUGGAUUAUUUCCUCUCAUUCCAUUCUAUUUUCGACAAUUAUAUUUUGUAGAUACUCGAAAAUUGCAUUGCCAUCGAUUCGAUCCUUCCACCUUUUCUGUCACCAACGUGUCUCCAAUGAGUGAACAAUUAUUUGAUGCUUCUCAACUUUGUUACUCGAUCGAUGUCAAUUAUUCUGGAGUCAAGUCCAAAAGCAGCGAAGAAUUUGACAAGGAAUGGAGUUCUCAUAGUUUUUUAGAGCGAGCUUAUUCACAUACAUUAUUUCAUAGAGGAAUUAUGAAAGAUUCAUUUGAUGAAAUUGCCAAAUUGGGAGAAGAUAGUGGAUUGAUUGGAAUAUUGUCAUCAUCAAGUCGAGAACGACGAAAGGAAGUGUUAAAUGUCAUUCAUGGACAAGUUAUAAGCGAGGCGGAUGAUUCCACAAUGAUUCGUUCGUAA